Lycium barbarum (goji berry) is the source of this 870-nucleotide messenger RNA. Its product is annotated as dirigent protein 8. The transcript has a single exon. Lineage: Eukaryota; Viridiplantae; Streptophyta; Magnoliopsida; Solanales; Solanaceae. Bases 74 to 631 code for a protein of 185 amino acids. The record is from RefSeq and is a predicted model, not a curated record.
GCUUAAUUUCUUUUGAGGACACAGUAACAAGCCCAGUAGUCUUCAAUCAAUACCAUUAUUUGUUAUAUUAAUCAUGAUAGCAAGAAUCAUUUUUUGCACUGCAGUUUUACUAGCAAUACUUUCAGUCAUUCUCUUAGCAAUAUUUUCACCAAUACCCCAAGAAAACAAAUCAAGAAACCCCUCUUGGGUUGAUUUAUCCCUAUAUAUUCAACAACCCCUAGUUCCUGCUUCCAAUUUAUCCCCCGAAAAAACUCCAAAAGACGUUGGCGCUUUAAUUUUCCAUCGCCUUCUUACAGAAGGCCCGGAAAACACGUCUCGUGUAGUUGGAAAAGCUCAAGGUUUCAUCAUCCCAAUUCAAGAGUUCGCGAAUUCAGCGUUUAACAUUAUUUAUCUUACGUUUAAUAACAAAGAAUUUAGUGGGAGUCUUAGUGUUGAGGCUAAGAGUUUGACAAAUGAUAAUAAGGAAGAGUUGAAUGUUGUUGGUGGCACUGGCUAUUUUGCAUUUGCUCGUGGCCUAGCUGUUUUUGUACAAACAGAAAAGGAAGCUAUUAAUUCUGAUAAUUUGGAAGCUACUUAUCAUAUAAAGCUUCAAUUGAAAUUCCCUAAUAAAUCCAAAACAGUUCCAGGAUGAAUUAGCAACUUGUUGAAUCAUCCUUUCAUGGUUCUUUUUAUUUACAUUUUUUUUUUUUUACCUUUUUCUAGAUAUGGAAUUAAUUUUUGAGGAAUAUUUUCUUCAUGAGAGAAAGUCUAUCAUAUAAGAAGUCAGUGUAUCAAAUAGGAGAAAGCAAUAACACAUGGAGGCAGCUACUUUUGUUCUGAAUCCACAAGAUUGGUUUGAUUUGAUUUUCUCCUUUUAUUUAGAUAAAAGUA